UCGAUAAUCCUAUGUAGGAAACAUGGAGUGGAGGGUUUUAAUAUUUUUUGUUAUUUUUGACGCCGUUUUAUGUGGAUAUCAACCGACUGGCGAUGAAGUCCAGGCAGGCGGCGUCCUUCUACCAGCUACGAGGCGAGGAAGGUAUAUUGCCAAUAUCAUCCGAAGGCAAGCUGUGGACGGAACAAGAAUAAAAUUCAACAAAGAUGCAGACAGGAUGAACGCAGAAGCAAAGAAGAAGGUGGACGUGCUAUCUGAGGAGUUGCUGCCUUACAUAAUAGCUGAGCAGGAGCGCCGAACCACUCUCUAUAAGAGGAUCAUGACGGCGAUACAGAACGGAGAAAAGGGGGUGACUGUCGCGGAAAUUAGGGGGAAGCCACCUGUCAUUAUAAGGAAAGGACUGUUCUACCGCUGUCCAGCAAACCGUGCGCCCAAAGAGCCUGACGGUUCAGGCACACUGAUGUGCGAGGAAGAAGUUGAACCGAGUCAAGUGAUGUACGACUCGUGUCUCAGCGCAGAGGACAAGGAGCUGUACGUGGCAGAGAACAGAUACUUCUUCUGUAACCGUCACAAAGUCGAGGGUCCGGAUCUGCCCCGGAAUGGCACCACGGUGAUUGGUUGUGCACCCAUCGAACGUACUUCGCUUAACUACACGGCCAAUAAAUGCGCCUUAGAGGAUACGGAUGACGUGGUUGUCCACUACCGAUAUUAUCCUGACAGGACCUACAAGUUCGUAACGGAGUUGGACCCCGACAGGGAGGUCUGCGACCACUGGAACCCGUGUCAAAUCGGCUACAUCUUCAGCUUACCCUCUCCUGACCAAGCUGUAACGGCUAACGAACUGUGGCAUGAUUACGAGGACUGCAACGAGGAGUUUGUCCCGCCAUCUGUUGGCAACUACACUAGCAGCUCGCGACGCCUGGCGAUACCCGAGGGGUAUAACUUCACCCACCUGGAGUACUUUGGCCUGACGGAGGACAAACAAAUUAUGUACAGAAAUCCAGAGAAAGAACAGGGCACUAAAGUAGAUGAGAGCAAUUAUAUCACCAAAUGGACUACCAAUGGUAGAUUCGUUACCAUCACUUUAACCUUUCCGAAAUGGGGCAAUGAACACUAUGGAAUAUAUGUAGUGAGGAUACAGAAGAGAAACGAGACUGAUUCAUGGGAGAACUUAUAUUCUUGGAAGUUAUCAAGAAGCAAAGCGUCGCUGUCGAUCCGUUCUCUAGAGAUCGUACCCGGUCAGAAGAAGAACACGACAAGCUUAGCGUACCGUUGCGACAGGUGCCGGCUGCUCAGCGUUAUGGUACGCAUGGCAGACAACAACAUAUACAACUUGGACACAUCCAGAUAUCGAAUAAGGGAGGCUGAUAGAGGCGGUAAACGCCAGCAGUACCUAGAGUUAGAAGUUGAGGGCACGAAGCCUCAAGACUUCGGCGAUUACUUCGCUAUAAUACAGAACAAGGAUGGCAUUGAAGAAAGAGUUAAAAUGUUAACUGUUCUUUCCCCAGAACAAGAUAAUGAUAACGUAAUAAAAACCAGUCGGCUGACUGCUGCGGUGGACGUGGGGGCUGGUUUUGAACAGACACUGAACUUCUCCUGCUCAGAGUGUACGCUCAAUGACGUGCGAUGCCGCGGGGAGAGCGCCCUCCCGUGGGGGGGACUGGCCAUAAUCCCGCAGACCAAAAUGCUCAACUUCAACUUUCCCAGAUUCGAGGAUCAGUUCUCUUGCGUAUACGUGGGAGUGUUCGAGAGGAACAAACGGACAUACAGCAAGAUAUUGGCUGUCAUCGAAAAUAAUUCACCCGCGGUUAACAUAAACCAGGUGGAGGUACUGCCUCCGCCCAAGGAAGCCCAGGCGUUCCAGCACGAAGUCUCCUUCAGCUGCGACGCCUGCGCAGUCGAACAGGUAUUUGUCAACGGGAUACAACUGGAAGCAACGCUUCGUAGGAACACCGUUGGCUCUGUAGCCUUUUAUAUUGCCACCCCUUCCAGCAUCAACGUCCGCUUUACGGAGUACUCUUCAACCUACGAAGGCGUGUAUCAGGCGAAAUUCGUCUCCGAGGGGGAGUACGUCACCAAAAAUAUCUUCGAGAUUCGUACUGCAGACAAACCAGAAAACUUAACUACUACUGCACCACCAGUUACGCAAGCUCCAGAUACAACAACUGAAGAAAUCACAGUAGAAGUUACUACGGCCAUGAGCAAAUAAUAAAAAUUUAAACAUUC
Pararge aegeria (speckled wood butterfly) is the source of this 2223-nucleotide messenger RNA. RefSeq lists its product as uncharacterized. NCBI's taxonomy places the organism in Eukaryota, Metazoa, Arthropoda, Insecta, Lepidoptera, Nymphalidae. Bases 23 to 2206 code for a protein of 727 amino acids. The transcript has 27 exons. The record is from RefSeq and is a predicted model, not a curated record.